Paramuricea clavata is the source of this 3209-nucleotide messenger RNA. NCBI's taxonomy places the organism in Eukaryota, Metazoa, Cnidaria, Anthozoa, Malacalcyonacea, Plexauridae. The record is from the annotation of a GenBank genome assembly.
AUGGAUACCAUUCCCGAUAGGCUUUACCUUCAAAUGGAUAACUGUUGGAGGGAAAAUAAAAACCAGUAUGUUUUAAUUUUCCUUGGUGUACUGGUGAAACUAAAUAUAUUCAAAAAGGUAAUUAUCAUAGCAUAGAAAUUUAAUUACCGGUAUCUUUUUUCUAAUCGUGGAGAUUUGAUUUUGUGUAUUUUUAAAAUUUGACACUGCAUGUAGCUCCUUAUUUGCGGCCUGACCAGGUCUAACCCUACAUAGUGUUUUAUCAGUUAAAUCGGUGAAUCACUGUUGUCGGCAGUGCAAAGGCUGCCAGUCAGUCAUCUCCCAAGAUAGGCAGUAGCUGAGAAAUGUUUAGAUUUCUUUCUCCUAUCCUGUGAAAUUCAGUUAUUGUUCUCAUUAACCCGUUUGGCAGAAUAAAUUUAUGUUCCCAAAAAACCCCUCGGUUAAGAUUGUUUAACUCGGUCGAAUGCCACAUAACGCUAGGCCCGUUAGCAACCAAGGUGUUAUACUAUUACACUUUAUCAAAAAAAUGGUUAAAGUUGAAUAUUAUUAUAUGUUUCAGGUGAAGUUAAAAUUUUUAAUGAAAGGCCACACACAUGAGGAUGUCGACCAACUCUUCAGUCGGUUUGGGAAGAAACUUUCAACAAACAAUGUUGUAACAGUGAAAGGUAAACGAAUUACUUGAACAAUCUUUCCUUGGUACGGAUGCAAAAUUUGUGUCGUACAGUGUUUUAUUACCCUUUAGUGGCACUUUAGACUGUGCCUCAGGCUAAGUCCACACAAAUAUAUAAAAUGUCUUCUUUAGCAAACUAUAUAAUUAUAAUUUAAAUACUUAUUAAUCUACGUCAUGAGAAUUGAUACAAGGUAUUUCUCCUCGCCUCUCCUCAAAGGCCGUGCAUGCCUUUGUCCUUUGUUUUGGAAAACAAUUCGUACAAUUUUAACUUUUUUAUCCAUUAAAGCUAUUGCUUAUCAAUUUAAAAAACUUACACGAAGUUUCUAACUGAAGCCGAGUAAAACCCAGCAGCAUGAAAGAUUGGGGCGAGUAUAAAAAUGAAAUAUGGCGACGAAACGAAAAAAAAAAUAACGUACAGUAAUUUGUAAUUUUGCUUCGAAGUUUAAAGGACUAUGUAGGGAACAAAAGAAGAACUUUUAAAGAUUCCGAUAUUUAAAACACAGAAAUAUUUUUAUCAGUGAGUGUAUAAAACCGUUUCUAACGUAUUCAUAUUAAAUUUUAGUAUACGUUUCUAUAUAAAAUAUUAAGACAAAAAUUCAUCCCAGCCUGAGUGUAUUACUCAGUAUAGAAUCCUAUUGGCUAUACUUCUAGUUUAUAUACCUUAAAUUGUGUUAAUUUGUCACUUUAGAUUUUUUGUCUUAUUGCCUUUUUAGAUUUGCUAUCACUUUUCAAGGAGUCUUACACCCCCACUCCAGAGACUGUGUCAUUGGAUAGCAUGUUUAAUGUGAGGGAAUGGCUAAAAACCAUAAAUCCAAGCCUGCCAAUAUAUCCAACCCUCGAUCACAUUUUUGUUAUUGUGGAGAAUGGAAAAGGAGAUGUUGUGCUACGCUACAAACAUUGGAGCAGAGACACAGAAUGGAAACCUUCAAAAGAUCCAAAUAAAGGAAUUGUGAUGCUUACUGCGGUAUGUAUUUGGAAAUACUGAACUCGUGUGGUUUACCAAUAUCAUAUUAUUGGGGUUUUUUCCACUUGCCCCUGUAUAUGAAGUAUUUUAAGAUCUGAGCAAGGCAUGGUGGUUAAUUAAAGCAACAGUAUGACCUGUAUGGGUGUUUCUUCGGGGUUGGUGUUUUGCACUCAGGUGAAUAUGAUGCUUGUGAUGUUACUCUGAGUGUAUAUUACUCUGAGUGUAUAUGCCUGAUCGAGAUUUGGAGUCAUCAUGGCUCUAUAAUUAGCGAGCUUAAGAUGAGCUAAAUCUAGUGUGUGGACAUGACAAAAAGACAGUUACUUAUGCUUUUCUUUUGAAUUUGUAACCAGUUUAAAUUAGUUUUUAAUUUGUAUCCUUCUUUUUAACAAAAAGCAUUCAUAUUUGUUACCUGUGUUGCUGACACCGCAAAUUUAGGGUGUGCUUUUUGUCAAGUCUGCAUACUAGAUUUACCACAUAUGAUGGAGACUACGUUAUUUGGUUUAGUAUUUCAGAGGUCUUAGGUUCGAUUCCCUCCGUGGCCAAGCAUAUUUUUCAAGCUUGCCCUGUGUGGAUAUACACUCAGAGUAACAUCACAAGCAUCAUGAUGGAGACGUUGUGGGGUACUGGCAAAUUGUAUUUAAUCAAUAAGCCAAUUAAUUGCCAUAUAAUUUGCAUAUAUAAUAGCAUGACCAGUUGUGUAUUUCAGCAUAGGAUGUGCUCAUUCCUACAGUACCUCCAGACUACGUGCCAUCAUCACCUGACAAUGUUGAUAUAGAAUGCCUGAAACGAGACAUUCCAAAGCAUAUCGACAACUCAAGGGUUGUCACGGAUGCUCAAAGAUGGUGGUGGGCUGAAUUUUUGGCAAAUUCUGCUGAAACAUAUGGUGUUGGACCAGCAAAAUUAUCAACUUGGCUAUUGGAUGACCAGCAGCUUAUCAAAAAAAUUGGCAUUACCCGAGCUGAACAUACCGAUAACCAACAUCCAACACUGCAAGAUCAAGAGGUGCCAAAUCCAUGCAGCGUAGCAGCCCAGAUGAACGAGGUGGUGCAAGGUCAGCUUGUUGACAUUCCUGAGGUAUAAAUGUGUUGGCAUUACAAAUGUUUUAAGCUCUGUUAAAUUUCUUGAUGGCCUGUGUUCUUUUCAAACCUCAUCACAAGAAAUAAUUUAAUAUCAUAGUAGCAUAUACCUUGUAGUGCCGUAGUAAUUUGUGGUAUCUAUUAUAAUAUACAGGUUUACACAGGAUCUUACAUAAAGACUUCUGGGAUCAUUUCAGUGGACAACAUUUGGGAUUAUGUUAUGGUUGGUGGGUUUCUGGCUGUUUUCCUUGAAGGAUACAAAAACGUGCUUGUUAUUGCAAAAGUAGUAAAAACAGAGACCGAGACAGAAACAAUACAUCAUUACAACGGAUCUUGGAACAAGAAAUGGCAACCUUGGCUUCUCUCAAAUGGUGAUCCAUGGACUGAUGUCCUGCCAAAAGACUGUGCAUUUUUGACAGCAUUUGAACUUAUUGACGGCAAACUACAGCCUGAUACGAAACAACAAAUGAGAACCUUCUUGAAGCCAGCUAUGAAAGAUUAA